AUGCUGUUCUCCGCUACUUCACCGCGGGCCAUCGCGGGGCUCGCCGUGCUUGCUGGUUUAUUCCAGUUUACACGAGCAGAUAUGUUUGAGAAGUCGUGCCAUGACCUGAAACGAAACUUGGCUAUUGAAAAUGCAACCAUAAAUUUGGUUCAAUAUGUCCCUAGCGCAAGCACCUUAAUGUUUCCAGAGAAUGAUAUUACUUGCAAUCGCUCAUCGCAAGCUAUCUCAGCAGAUAUUUGCAGGGUGGCGCUUUAUGCAAAAACUUCGCCAUUUAGUGGUGUCCACCUUGAAGCAUGGCUUCCUCGCAAUUGGACAGGAAGAUUCUUGAGUACUGGCAAUGGUGGAUUAUCAGGAUGUAAGUUCAUUGAUUGCGACCCGCAAGGUACCCUGGGAUUUGCUACUGUCGGUACGAACAACGGUCAUAACGGGACUUCAGGGCUAGCAUUUUUAAACAAUCCCAACGUUAUUGAAGAUUACUCUUAUCGAUCGGUUCAUGUCGGUGCUGCUAUUGGUAAAACUAUUACCAAUCAAUUUUAUAAGCGAAAUUUUACAAAGUCUUAUUAUAUAGGUUGUUCAACCGGUGGCAGACAAGGCUUUCAAUCUGCCCAAAUGUUUCCCAGAGAUUUUGAUGGAAUUGUUGCAGGUUCUCCAACUCUUGCCUUCACGCAGCUCACUGCAUGGGCAGGAUGGCUUGGCCUGGUAACAGGCUAUAACACUACAGAUCCGGGGUUUAUUUCUCCAAAUCUUUGGAAAACUAUCCACCAAGAGAUUUUGAAACAAUGCGAUGGUCUGGACGGUGCAAUUGAUGGAAUUAUCGAAAACCCCGAUUUAUGCCAUCCAAACUUAGACAGCCUACGGUGUCGUUAUCAAUCGACUUAUAGUUGUCUAAAUAAUGAACAAGCCCGCCGUGCUAAUAUGGUAUUUAAGCCGUUUUAUUAUCCCAACGGUUCACUUAUCUUUCCUCGAAUGCAGCCAGGCAGUGAGCUUGAGUCUUCGUCUACAUUUUAUAGCGGCGUACCUUCUCCUUAUGUCAAAGGAUGGCUUAGCCCAGCGAUAUUAUAUAAUCUCAAUUGGAAGCCAGAAACUAUUUCAUUAGCUGAUAUAACCUUCGCUCAAGAGUUAAAUCCCUUCGGGGUAAAUACUCGGAAUGGAAAUCUCAGCGCUUUCAAUACUUCAGGUGGUAAAUUGCUACACUACCAUGGCUUACAAGACUACCUAAUUUCAUCAGAGAACUCUGCACGCUAUUAUAACUUUGUUAGAGAAACGAUGUCAUUGAAAAGCUCAGACAUAGACCAUUUCUAUCGAUACUUUCGUAUCUCCGGUAUGGGGCAUUGUCGUCAAGGUCCUGGGGCCUGGAUGAUUGGGCAAUCUACUAUAGGAAACAAUGGGCUUGAUCCAGGGAGUAACGUCCUGAUAGCAAUGGUUGAGUGGGUAGAGAAGGGCUUGGCUCCUACAACUAUUAAGGGGGUAAAGUUUCGAGGAGAUAAGGUAAAGGAUGGUCUAUCUCUCACAAGAAAACAUUGUAGAUACCCUUACCAAAACAAGUAUGUCGGACUUCAGCCGCCAAGUAAUGGUGACGGCUGGGCUUGCACGCUUGAAUAA
This is a messenger RNA of Trichoderma virens Gv29-8, 1602 nucleotides long. RefSeq lists its product as uncharacterized. The transcript is spliced from 7 exons. The record is from RefSeq and is a predicted model, not a curated record. Bases 1 to 1602 code for a protein of 533 amino acids. NCBI's taxonomy places the organism in Eukaryota, Fungi, Ascomycota, Sordariomycetes, Hypocreales, Hypocreaceae.